AUGAUAUCUGAAAUACGAAUGAGAUUGCUUUUCAACAUGCUCUAUUUCUCAGACUUUGUAAACACUUUUAUUGCUUAUCAAUACUAUAAUUUAAGCUUGUUUUCAGGUAUUAACCAAUUGUUCUUUUUUGUCAUUAUGACUAUUUUAAAAAUUAUCUGUCCUGCUCUAGGAGGCUUUAUCAUAGAUCAUGUCUAAUACACUUUAAAUAUCUUCUUCAUAAGUUUAUUCUUGACGAUAUUUUCCUAUAUAUACUUUUUAGGAUAUUGUUGGAAGUUGAUAUAAGACUAUUUGUACUUUGCAAUAGGAUUUUAGAUAUUGGCAUAACAAUUACAGACUAUAAUAAUUCAGACUAUGAUUUCAAAGCAUUUUCCUGAAGAUAAAAUUCCUAGACAGUUGGCUUUAUUUUAUUAAUAUGGAUAUACUGGAAGGCUUCUUUGUGCCAUAAUAACUCUGAUCAUAUAUUAUAGAUUGGAAAAGUUGAAUAGUAUUUCCAUAAUAACUGGGGAGAUUUCAACACUGGUGAUGUCAUCAAUACCUUUGGUAAUUCUGUUGAGUCUCACAAUUUGUUUUUAACGCUCCUUUGCAACUUUUAAAGUUGAUGCCUUUUAAAAAAUACCAGAAUUGUAAUUGAUUCCCAUACAAUCUAAAGGAAACUUGUUGUAGGCUCUAAAGGAGAUUCUUAACACUGAUAGAGCAAUAAUCGCAAUAGCAGCAGGAUCAAUAAUGAGUAUCAUAUAGAUAUGGCAAUCCUAUGAUGUAACUUCAUUGUAUCAUAACUUUAAAAGCGAGAUAGAUUUAUUUUUCAUUGAAUCUAAGAAUGGAUAUAUAAUUUUAGGCUUUACUAUUUAAGAAGCUCCAAUUAUCAUUUAUUUCGUAGCUAUAAUAUUUGCUAGGUACAUAGCCAAGAACAUUUAGAAGUAGGAUAACGCUCUGAAAUACUUGACAGACAAGACAACAGAUUCUUUGAUGUAUUUUUUACUAAGCACACUUUAAUUGACCUGUACAAACAGUUUAUUAUGGUUGAGGGUGUUCUUCUUCAUUGUCACACUAGUUAUGCAGCAAUACAUUUUCACAGUUGUUUAAGUAAGAAUGAUAUGCAAUACAAUUCUAGAUAUCAAGUGCAAGUUUGAUUGGCAUACAGAAACAAAACUUUAGAACUUAGGGGUUGUCAUUCGGGUUGAUUUAAAUGUUUAUCAAUAUCUUCAAUAUUUGGGUGAUUAGUGUUUUGAGUUAAUUGCCUAAAAUAAAUUGUAAUUAUCGAUUUUAUGGAUAGCAACUGUAAAGUUGACCAUAAUUUAUGGAUUUGCCUUUUGUUAUUCGGUAAUUGGAAUAGUUUUAAGCAAAAUGCUGCAAUUUGUAAAACAGUUUAAUGAAGCAAUGAAAGAAGGGAAUUAAAAUUAGAAUUAGAAUUAAAUAAGAAAACAACUUUUAAUAAAAUGA
Molecule: messenger RNA, 1440 nt
Organism: Paramecium tetraurelia
Lineage: Eukaryota; Ciliophora; Oligohymenophorea; Peniculida; Parameciidae
Exons: 2
Source: RefSeq, a predicted model, not a curated record